AUGGAGACCCUCGUCCCCGAGCCCCCGAGGGCUGGGGUAGAGGGCGUUGUGGAUGAGGAGUCGGCGCCAAGGGCGUCGGUGGCGAAGGAAACCCGCGUCUCGGCGCCUGCAGAGGCCCGGGAUGAGGGUGUCGUUGCGGCAAUGAUGGCGCAGGCGCCGCCGGAAAGCAUGGUGCCAGUGGUGCAGCUGCUGCAUAGUAGCGAGGAGUUCGGGGACUCGAGGGACAUUGACCCCUCUGCUGCGGCUGCGGCAAGCGCCGCCGACAAGAUCGCCGAGUUUACAUCGUCCUGCGAGGAGGUGCUCAUCGAGGGGACGUUUGAGGGGCCCCAUCACGGGGCAAUCAUCCAGUCCGGGGUCCCCCCGGAGUUUUUCCACGACGAGCGGGAGGAGGAGGCCGUCUUGCAGGCGCAGAUCGAGGCAGGCUCUCAAAUUCUGAACCACCUCGAUCGCGCCCUGGAGUUCCAUAGGAGGACGGAUUACCAGAUCAGCCAGGCGCUAGAGGAGGAGCUGGCGCGGACCGCCGGCGAGCGUGACGUCAAGAGGGCCGCAGCAGAGCAGAAGGCUCAGGAAGCCGAGGCGCAAACUGCCGAGCUGCAGUGCACUAGGACGACGCUCGAGCAGAAGGAAGCCGAGCUCCAGCAGCUGUGGCAAAGAGUGGCAGACGAGACUGCGGCGAAGGAGGCAGUCAACACGGCGCUCAUGGCGGCGCAGGCGGAGUAUGCUGACCUGGAGCGGACUGCUGUGAGAGGCAUCAAAGGCAAGGUCAAGAAGUAUCUCGCCAAGAUGGACAGGGCUGUGGAUUACGACUUCUACGACGAUAACAACCUACGCUACAUCCUCUUCAAUGAAGAGGCUGCAAUUGGUGAUUUUUUGAUGACAACAACCAUCGGGAGGAACAAGACUCCAGUCCCCUCCCCAGCUGCCGCUGCUGCUCCGCCACCGAGUAGGAGCCCGACCCUUACCGGAGUCCCCAACCGCCCCCACCCAUGGAUCCGCCUCGCUCUCCCCCUCCCUCCACAGUCACGAUGCUAUCCGCCCGGCCAGGCCGCCACUCCCUAUAUAACUCGGCCCUGUCUACCCUGUCAGUCACGCUGGCUCCGUGGCAGAUCGUGCCCGUCCUCCUUGCAUUGCUGCGUUCCCUCUCCUAGCUCUCUCCUCCGAUCCUGCUAUAAACUCGCGCGCCUUGUUGGACCCAAUCAUUGCUCGGUCUCCGUCUCCCCCUUCCUCCUAGAUCUCUCGUCUCAUCCUUCGUCUGACCACCGACGGGUCAGGGGUUUUGUUGUGGCGGCGGCCAUGGAGGAGUCGGGGGUUGUAGUUAGCGGCGGCACCGUGGCGAGCUGGGUGGCGUCCGGGGUGGUGCUGUGGUCGACGGCGUUCGUCCUGCUGCGGGCGCUCUUCCCCAAGCGCUCCUACGACUUCUGCAACCGCGCCGUCUCCACCAUGCACGCCGUCGCCGCCGUCUGCCUGGCCUGCCUCUCCGUCGACGACUGGUCCUGCCCCGUCUGCCCGCUCGCCGCCGCGUCGUCCCCGAGCCAGAUGAGGGCGCUGGCGGUGACGCUCUCGUACAUGGUGUACGACGCGGCGUGCUGCCACCUCAACGGCGACGUGCGGCUGGACAACACGGUCCACCACCUCGUCAGCAUCGUCGGCAUCGGCGCCGGGCUCGCCUACCAGAGGUGCGGGACGGAGAUGGUGGCCAGCCAGUUCGUCUCGGAGAUCUCGAGCCCGCUGCUGCACCUCCGGGAGAUGCUCAAGGAGUUCGGCGUCCGCGACACCGACCUCAACCUCCUCGUCGACGUGCUCUUCGCCCUCACCUUCUCCGUCGCCCGGAUGGGCUUCGGCCCCUACAUCACCUACGCCACCGUGACGGCCGACAACCCCAUCCUCAUCAAGGCGAUGGGGACGGGGCUGCAGCUCGUCAGCGCCUACUGGUUCCUCCGGAUCCUCAGGAUGGUCAGGUACAAGCUCGGCAAGAACAAGAAGAAGCCACCGCCCGCGGCCGCGGCGGGCAAGCUCGCCACCGACUGAUCUACGGCGAUCGUACGCCGGCGGCCUGCAGGAGCCACCGAAGCCCAAGCUUUGCCGACGGCGGAUUAGGAGUUUGAUUCGAUCUGAGACCGAGUGCUGCGCAUACAUACCCGUGGUCUGGGAGGUUCUUGCCUCUGAUCAUGUAAACAGGCUGUGUCCAUUGGCAAGGGCGCCGCAAACUGGCGGCGCGCCGUGCGUGUACUCUAGCAACUGUUAUUGGCAAUACAAAAUUGUCCAGCGAAUUGAAGCUCA
Panicum virgatum (switchgrass) is the source of this 2280-nucleotide messenger RNA. RefSeq lists its product as uncharacterized. The transcript is spliced from 10 exons. The coding region runs from base 1 to 2028 and encodes 675 amino acids. Lineage: Eukaryota; Viridiplantae; Streptophyta; Magnoliopsida; Poales; Poaceae. Gene Ontology annotation, cellular component: membrane. The record is from RefSeq and is a predicted model, not a curated record.